Bactrocera oleae (olive fruit fly) is the source of this 2930-nucleotide messenger RNA. RefSeq names its product female sterile (1) Young arrest (gene fs(1)Ya). NCBI's taxonomy places the organism in Eukaryota, Metazoa, Arthropoda, Insecta, Diptera, Tephritidae. The record is from RefSeq and is a predicted model, not a curated record.
UUGAUGUCCUGAAGCUGUUAUUGUAACUACAACAAGACUCGAGUUAAUUGCUUAAAUACCGUUAAUUCAGCGGGUGCAAUGAAUUUUUAAUGAAGUUCGCGUAAUGCCAGAGUGCAUACAUGUUUAUUUGGAUGGACAAAAUAUAGUCGAAUAUUGAUGUUUUCUAAACCGAGAAAAUUCAACAAUAAUAAAAGUUUUUCCGUUUAAUUAAUAAAAAAGUAUGAAAGUACCCAAAGAUGUUAUUUGUGGAGUAUGCAAGAAAGUCUUUUGUUGCGCCGAGUGCCGUUACAAGCACGAGAUAAAAACACAUGCGAUCGUUGUACAAAAGCCCAUAAUUUCCAAACAAACGAAUGAAGAUCUGAAUUCAUCCAAGUGCGGAGAUCAAUCAAAGAAAAGCGAGACAAGCCAUAUUUAUCUCUUCUGCCCUCUCUGUGAACGUAAGCCAAUGCCGCUACAACGUGAAAUGUACGCCGAAAUGCUGGCGCAUGUCGAGCAAAAUCAUCUGCCGCUCCGCUGCCGCAAAUGUACCAAGGUCUAUAGUCGUUUGGAUGAUUUACAAAAUUUCACAAAGUGUACGCAGACCGCCGCUCCGACAUGUUGUUGUCCGGACAAGGGUUGUUGCAAUCAACUUGAUCACACCUGUGACACCGUCACGUUGCAGAAGGAGUUUGCCAGAGUGACGAUCUCAACGCAAACAUCACCGCAGCGCCGCCAAUCCGACGAGUUCCACGAGACGCCAAUGUCACUAAUAAACCUGCGUUGGAAAGCCAAGAGCAAGCUGACACAUGAGGAGUUUGUGUGCGACAGUGUUUCCUCAUUGCGAAAUAUUUCGUCGAUUAGCAACAAUUCACUGCGCCGCAGCUUGGAUGCCAUUAUCAAACCGAAGGGCCAGCUAGUGCGCACUACAUCGACGCCAGUGCACGCAGAAUUGCUUUGCACAAAGCACAACGAGCGCACCUUUAAUGCCUCCGGUGGCCAAGUGUCCAGUAUUUACCAUAGUGGCGGUGAAACGGAUAAUCACAGUCCUGCAAUUGCUGCGGGCGCAGGCGCAAUCUCUAUUCCUGCCGCUCAAUCACCAUCCAAACAGCAAUUAGAAAACAUCAACCGCUAUCUGAAGGUUCCGCGUGGCAAAAUGAGUGCGGUCACUCCGCUGCGGCAGGUGAUGUCGAAGAGCAUACAGAAGGCCUUCGCCGAGCAUGGUGGUUUACCAUCGGCGCGUAUUAGUGGCGCCGAUUUGCCACCAUCGCGUAAGAAUAUGUUUGAUUCUCACGGGUCUGAAAGCAGCAGCAGUUCAGCGGGUUCACCACUCGAUCUGCGUAUGUCGCCCGUAGUUCGGCGCACUCAUAACGAAAUCAUUGAAAUGAGUCAAUUGCAAGGUAAUAAUGCUUCUGCGGAGCGAAGAUCUACUAUUUCACAAAAUAUGCGCCACGAAGUGUACCGUUCAUCACAAAAGCUCACUACUACCGAAUCAAUUGUGAUAACGCGCACAAAGCACUUGGCCGGCUUAGAAUCUGCGGCAAGUAGUAUGAGUAGUGCUAGUGGUUCUGUAGCUUACAUGACCGCGGACAAAUUAAUGACGUCUGCAAGCUUGGCCAGUGACAACUGCAGUGGCAGUUCGGUGUACAAAUCAUGCGAGAGUAUUGAGAUCAUCACGGCCACCACCGCGCUGAGUGAGAUCCAACAGGGUUAUUACGCCGUCACCGACAAGCUUGAUAAUGCAGGAGAGCCAAUUAUUCCGACCAUGGAAAAUGUGGCGCAGGUGGUCAGCUAUAAUUUGCCGCCAAUUACGCCUAUUACACGCAUUCCAGGCGCACUUAUCAACAAAAAGCUUAUACGAUUCGACUCACCUUGCGAAGAAGAAGAUGAAUUAGAAAUUCCGGACGAAAUUAAGAAUCCUAAAGACAAGGGAAAUUCAGCAACUCUAACAAAACCAACUACGCCGUCACAAAACGCAAAUGUUUAUACGUCACCAAAGCGCGAUAAUAACAAUACAGCAAAUGCAGGUUCAAAAGCUCAAAUGAAAGUCACCGAAACCCCACGUAGCUGUGACUCCUCCAUAGCUGAAGCAUUCUUUACACCAAGCGCCACGCCAGUACGCAGGAGUAAAAUGCCGUCAACGCAAGAAAAUCCGCACGGAUCAAAUGAUUUUAGGAAACCUCCAUCCAGGCGUCCACCUUCUCUUAGCAAACACGGCAGAAGCACUGCAUUUGAUUGUGCCGAAAGUAUUACGGACAAUGAACACGAGAAUGAUGCAAAAGAGCACAGUGUAACUAGUAAACAUCAAACUAGCCAAAAUACUUCGUCUGCCUUGGGACGCUCAUGGUCAUUCGGCGCUUUACUGGGUUCCGUAAUGCGUUUGAAUUCCACGGGCAAAGCAGCUACCCCUGAGAAAAUUGAAACGGCGCCACGCACCGAUGUUAACUCCAAUUCGAUAAUCAAACGUUGCGCUUCGAUAGCAGGUUCUCUUAUGCGCACGCAGUCUCUAAUUGAUGAAGAUGAACAAGGGCGCAACCAAAAACGAAAGCGGUCUUAUACGACAGACGCGAAGUCGAUUUCAGGCGUAAACUAUCAACGACAAUUUCGCGACCCUGUGUCACCGAGUCCGGAGAAGGCGUUGCGCACGAAACGCUUUCGCAUACAUGGCCGUAAGCCAAUCGAGCGCAUGCGAAGGGAGCUAUGAGCCGAACUUACUUGUUAAUCGAGCACUUUCGAGGAGGCUGCAAAUAUUGGGGUUGCUAAAAAUUUAGUUAGAGAAACGAAAUCAGUUCAAUGUUUUAAACGAUUAUUUUUUUGUCAUAGAUACACAUACAUACAUAUAUACUAACUUAAAGCAAAGCUUGUGAUUUGAUGUGCAAAAUACUCGAGAAUUGUUGUUUUUAUAGUGUUUUUAUUAUGUAAGAAAAUAAAUGUUCUACUUUUUUCACAUUUUA